Messenger RNA from Cuscuta epithymum, 1347 nucleotides. NCBI's taxonomy places the organism in Eukaryota, Viridiplantae, Streptophyta, Magnoliopsida, Solanales, Convolvulaceae. The record is from the annotation of a GenBank genome assembly.
AAAAAAAGUUACUAAUAGGCGUAGGAGCAUAGACCGAAAAUUCAGAAACUCUGCUCAGGGUGUACAGAUUCUAACCGGUGAACAGCACAGCACAGGGGUGAGGGUAAAAAAAAUCACAAUCUUCCUAAAGUUUGAAACUAUUCCGUGGGAACUGCGCCGACUCCACACCCUAGUUCUCUUGCCUAAUUCAGGCUGAGCAUUACAUUCUAUGAACCAAAUGUCCCUUGGUGCAGUAGCCGCUAGUCCAUACUCCGUCUCAGAACAGGAGGGGGGCUGUGAAUAUAAGGAUAAAGGCAAUAAAACUUUCGUCUCUAGUCAUGUACAAGCAGUCAACUGGUGGUAGGAGCAACCGAUCAAGAAAGUUUAAGGUGAAGCAUGUUCUUCAAAUCUCUGUAUUGCUAGCUCUAUGCUUAUGGUUUAUUUACCAAGCCAAACAGUCACACGGAAAAAAGACUCAGUCUGGCGUUGGAAAUGAUCCGAAGAUGUCACAAAAGACUGGCAAUGUCCAUGAAGCACCAAAAUUAGGAAGAAAAGACCUUCCCCUGUCAAACGAAACAGAUAAGAGUAAUAAGAUGGGUGACAAUGAAGUGGAGGAUGGCGAAAUAGAGAGAAAUGAAAAUGAAGCACAAGCUGAGAAGCUGUAUAAAGCCGAUGAUGCUUCGAGCGAAGUAACUCACAUGAUUAUAAGUGGUCAAAUUUCUGGGGAAAGCUCUACCUUGCCAAACACAACUUUGGAGCCAAGCAGAGGUGGUUCCUCUUUGGUUGUCAAGAAUAUUCUCUUAGAUUCCUUAAACGAAACAGUAUCAUCUUCUGUAACGGAGAAACCCAUACAAGGUCGUCCUAGGUUCCCAACACAGGACGACAGGUGGAUCUCAACAAUGGCUCAUGAAAUACGCGGAUCAGGAUUUGAGGCCUUAAAUAACGAGCAUAUAGAUGAAGUUCCAGAUCUUAUUGACACCGAAGAUGCAGAAGAAAUACAAACAGAAGAGAGUAUUAACACGGAAGAUAGUGCAGCUAAAUGAUACUACAAACACACUGUAACAUGCUCUCACCUCUUUAAUCAUGCUCAAAUUAUUAUUGUUGUUGUUGUUGUUUUUAUUGCGCAAAUGAGUUACAAUUAUUGCUUUGACACAUCUCCAUACAUACCUAUGUAUUACUAAUAUUCCUAUGUAUUAAUAAUUGUAAAAAUAAAUGUACUAUUUUCCGAUGGAGUAUUAUGAGUUUACUUCAUUUGGAAUAGCUUGGACGGGAAUACUGGAAUAGUGUAUAUUUUCUCAGGAGCCAUUCGGGCACCAAAAUACUAGUGUACCUUCCUAAAUAGAUAUUUCGUAUAACAUGUUAAAUUUU